UACCAUCCGCACAUAUAUAUAAAAGGCGGGGAUUCACCCAAAGGCACAAACUGAAAUGAUGCACUCGGGGAUUAUCACCGCCUGCAUAUUGGGCUUGGCGAAGAUCGCUUUGGCCACGACGUAUGCGUACCCGCCACCCCCUUGUAAAGAUCCAUUAGUCUCACAGGAUCAAGGGCUGUACGACGGAUUCCAGUCACUUCCGGGCCUCCAAGGAUAUUUUCUUCCUCUUAACCUUCAGAACGUUCUACAGAAUGUUUUACCACCAGCUCUGCCUCAGCCUUUACCGCACUCUUACUUGCCUCAGCCUCUGCCCCAACCCCUGCCACCGCCGCUCCCUCAUAAUUUGCCCCAGUCGCUUCCUCCCCUUCGUCACAACCACUAUCGGCCAGUCACCCACCAGUUCGAGAGGACAACGGUUCGCCCCGUCUACGACGAGUACGUUCGCCAGGUCCCGUUCCUCAGGAAGAGGCUCAGGGUAUCUGACGAACAGGUCACAAGGCACGUCCCCGUGGUUGAAAAGUUGGUCUCCCAACAGGAAGAGAAAUUCAUCAGACACAUUCCUGUCGUGCACAAGUUCUGCAAACCCGUAGUCGAGACGAGGACCCGUCACGUCCCAGUAAUAAAAAAGAGACUGCGGACCGUCGUCGAGCCUUAUACCAGCCACGUGCCCAUCUUGGAAAAGUACACGCGACCCGUCGAAGAGACGGUCGUCCGCAGCUUCCCGGUUGUCGAAAAGAGGUGCAGGCCGGUCGUCCAUUCCCACCUCCGACACAUCCCCGUGACUGAACGGAGGGUCAGGCCUUUCGUUGAAAGCACAGUCUGUAAUAUUCCGGUAAAACAACGCGUUUUGAAGAACCUGGUCGAACAGAGGAUUAGGACCGUCCAAGAACCCGCGGUCGAAUGUUCUGGACAGGAAACAUCGUCAACACCCCUGACGGAAUUGACACCUCCUGCACAGAGAUCCGACCUCUCUUCCUGUGAUCUUCUCAACCCUUUACCUCCUUGUGACAAUCCCUGCGACGCUCCCCUCCCAUCUUGUUCUUGUUCCUGUCAAUAAAUAACCGAAUUAUGUAAGAUAUAUUUUUUUAUACUUAAUUUAUUUCAAUAAAAUUGUAUUUAAUUUUGCUA
This is a messenger RNA of Cimex lectularius (bed bug), 1128 nucleotides long. RefSeq lists its product as uncharacterized. The record is from RefSeq and is a predicted model, not a curated record. Bases 56 to 1057 code for a protein of 333 amino acids. NCBI's taxonomy places the organism in Eukaryota, Metazoa, Arthropoda, Insecta, Hemiptera, Cimicidae. The transcript is spliced from 2 exons.